UCGGGUUUUAAUCAAAAUGUCUAUUGACAAAAUCAAACAAAAGCUGAACAAAAAGACUGAAUCGCUUACUAAAUUUUACGAUCUUGCCGAAUCUCAUGGAAUAUUUAAUAAGCUUCAGGUGCAUGUCACACCUCUCCUAGAAGAAAUAAACUUCUACAGUGGACAAAGACCACCAGAGCAGAGUUACAAUCCGGAUACUUCAAAGUCUCGCAGAGAAUUGGUACAGAAUAGAAAAUUAAAAGUAAGAUCACAAAUAGAUCUACCACACUUGUUAAAGAAUUUUAACAAUGGCAACAUAUGUUUUGUUGGGCCAGCGGGUAGCGGAAAAACGACUCUCAUGAAAGCAUUGGCACGGAGAGUCUUGGAAGGAGAUUUCGAAAACCUCAAGCAUGUACAGAUAGUGAUUUUUCUUCAUGGAAAAGACUUACAGCAAACAAAACCCAUGACUGCUCUCCAAUAUCUGUUGAAUGCUAAUGACGAAAUAUUAACAAGUGACGAAAUAAAGAGUUUAUUAGAACACCUGAAUAAGCACCCUGAACAGUUCUUGUUUUGUUUGGAUUCUCUGGAUACAGUACCUUUCACACUUGCUGGAAAUGACUACACACCCGUGGGUGCUGAAGAGAAGGCAAGUCCACAGAAAAUAGUCAAAAGUCUGUUAGCUGGUGAUCUUUUUCCGGGAUCCAAGUUAAUCACGUCGAGUCGCGAACAUUCUAUAAGAAACUAUUCACCAAAAGUUCGCCCCAAGAAAGUUGUAGCGCUUAUGGGCUUAACAACAGAAUCUAUCAUGGAAAUCAUGGAAGGCUAUUUAGGCGCAGAUGACGCUCAAGAAACCAUGCAGUAUUUGCAGACGGAAUCUCCAGCUCAACUUGCUCUCUGUAGCAUUCCCGUUGUUCUUGUUUAUACCCUCAUUGGUUUAAAAACGGAAUCCACCUACAAACCGACCACAAUGACAGGAAUCAUGACAUUAGUGCUGCUAAAUAUUUUACGCUCUCCUCAUACGCACCAGGAGAAUGUACUAGAAGUCACUGAAAAGCUAAUGGAACUGUCGUACACGGGAACAAUGGAAGGACGUGUUCUUUUCACGAAUGAGGAAAUAAAGUCAGUGGGAUUGGAUCCAACAGAUGCUUCAGAUUUAGUAAUUUUUGCACCUGAAAAAUGUCAGUACAGUCUCGCAUCGAAAGAUAACGUUAUGUUUUUUCCUCAUCAAAGCAUUCAAGAACUACUUGCAGCCUUUUAUAUCGCUAAAAUGAAUGUAGCAUCAUUUCGGAAAACUGUCGUAAAUGUGCUUAACACUCCUCAAAUGUCGGUAAUCAGGAGACUUCUUUAUGGCGUGGUUCUUGAUGAAGAAGUUUAUACAGUUUUAAAUGGCUUGUUUCAAGGAAUGAUCGUGGACAUCGACGAAAAAAAAGUAAUUUUACACAAAAAUUUUCACGAUUUGUUGCAAAGCAUUUACGACAGUACAGAUCUCCUGGAGAUACUUUAUUCGCUGUACGAAGCUAAGAACGGGAUGGAUAAUAUUGCAAAAUCAUCUUUGAAUGAUGUGGAACUGCAUGGUCUCUCCCUAACUAUGAGCGACAUGCACGUGAUUGGAACUGUGAUUUCCCGUUCCAUCUACUUGAAACGACUUAUCUUUCACAGUUGCAAUUUAGAACUUCAAUCGAUGAAAGUUUUAUCACUUUUACUAGAAGGAAGUGCACUUAAUGUGUCUGAACUAUGGUUAAGCAGAAACCCGAAUAUGGGUGUUGAUGGAUUAAAAAUUGUUGGACAACUAUGUGUGAAUCUAAACGUUGAAAAGUUGGGCAUUGGACUUUGUGGAUUGAACAAGAGUCAUUUUGAAUCUUUGCAAUCGACUUUGGGAAGUAAAAAAUUCCAAUACCUCAGUCUUGUGGAGAAAAGAGUUGCAACUUACGACGACGUUAUUGGAGUUAAAAAUCUCUUACGAAAUAUAUCAGGACAAGUGUAUUUAUUGGAUUGGCAGAUAAAAUCAGAAGAGAGAAAAAUAUUACAAGACGAACUGGAGAAACUAAAGCCAACAAGUUUGAAAUUAGUGUUGGAUGACUACAAUUUACAACGCAAUGAAACCGAGUUCGACAAACCUCAAAACGCAACAGUUUCUGUGACUAAAGAAUUGAAUCCUGACGGUGAUGUUUUAGAAAUUGACGACAUAUCAAUUGAAUUUCCACGCGGUGCCGUUACAAAAAGAGUUGAAGCUUUUGCGAGUGUAGACCCAAGUUCAUCGAAUUGGCCAAACAAUUCUGUCGGUGCUUCGCCAAUGCUCACUUGCCGGGUUGAUGGCUUCAAGAAAUUUGAGCAUCCAGUGCAUGUCAAGCUAACAACGUGGAUAGUACCAAGUGAUGAAAAUAUGCAAGUGAUAAUAAUGCGAAAAUCGACAAAAGAUAAUACAUGGAUGGAAUUGUGCAAAGGAAGAUUUGGUGUCGACGGCAAAAUUGAAUUCACAACUGACCACUUCUGUUCAAUUAUUGCAGUGUUGCUCUGGCCUUUGAGCUUUUUUAUGAAUUAUAAACUCAAAAUUCAGCCAUUCAUUUUUCGUAAGGGUGGUACUCAUUUUGCUGCGGCUUUUUGCAGAAAAAAUAUUACGCUGGAAAAUAUGAUAAAGAAAAAGUUCGAAAAACAUUCAGAAAUCCAACCACUCAAUCACAUAGAAGCAAAUACGUCGGAUACACUUCGGUUGGAUUUACAAUGCGACCAGCAAAACGCGGUUUUUCAAUUUAUUCAGGGUGAAUACCAAACAUUUCCUGUAUCAAAAGUAACUAGCGACGAUUACAAGUUAUAUUUUACUCCUGAUAAUCUCGAUGUUCCACAGCAGAAAAUUAUGUUGUCGUACAAAAUGACAAGUAUGGAAACACGAGGGGAACUUGAUAAAUAUCUACUUGUGGUAGAUUGGCCAACGGAUAUUGAAGCACAAAGGCCAGAAACGCGACCGGUACAGUUUUAUGGUGACGUGGAAAUAGGCGGCAAUGCAUAUAUUGCUUGACUAGGUCAUGCUGUCGACCCCAUAGAUCAACAAUGAGAAAACGAAUAAAAACAAUUUUGAAAUUAAUAAACAAGAUGUUUUCUGGCAGUACUACUGACUUGUUGGAUGCCAAGUAGACCUACGCAUCGUUUUGUUGUUAUAUUGUUGCUGUUUGUUUAGUUCAAUUACGACUAAAACUAAAUAGAUAAUUUUGUUUGAACUGCGCCACAUUGCGAUUAACGACAUUUAUCUGAUCCCAACGAUUCUUACCUGUGCAAGAAACACUUCACUGCUUUGUCUCUGGUAAUUGCUUCAUCUACGACCACACAAUAAAUAGCCUUGUUGUCCUCAUUCCCUUAAUUGCUACUCUAAUUGGUUUUCUCAAAUGUCAUUCAGGAAUUGUAGUCUUAUCUACAGUAAUUAGAAUCCGUCGGAUUCACACAUGUUCGUGCGAACCAGUUUCAUGGAAAGCCGCGAUAAUCAGCAAACCUUCCUUGUUUUUGCUUCAGACAUUAAAUGCGAUGUGUACUUCAGCUUACUUCUAUAGCGCUAUGCUAAAACCAAAACUUUUUUGUAUUAGUAGAGCAUGUUAUAAAUGUUAAUGUAAUUUACGUAGUGAAACUUUUUAUCAUGUAUCAUGAAAUUUUUUUAUCAUAUAGUCUUAUAUAAUAUUACUUUAGUCACAAACUAACAUCAAUGUAUUGUUGUUUUCUGUAGUAAAGUUGAAUUUAACGCUGCAUAUAUACCUGUACCAAAUCAUUUUAAUGGAUAAAG
Styela clava is the source of this 3748-nucleotide messenger RNA. NCBI's taxonomy places the organism in Eukaryota, Metazoa, Chordata, Ascidiacea, Stolidobranchia, Styelidae. The record is from RefSeq and is a predicted model, not a curated record.